This is a messenger RNA of Seminavis robusta, 1252 nucleotides long. The record is from the annotation of a GenBank genome assembly. Lineage: Eukaryota; Bacillariophyta; Bacillariophyceae; Naviculales; Naviculaceae.
CUGCUUGCUUUGUGUUUUUUACUUAGCAUUCGUUGUCAUGUUUUCCGUUGGAUCCGUCCUCAGUCACUUGGCGCACCAACUUCGCGCCAUACUGGGUCUUCGACCUCCCUCCGACCUCCGACGUUCUCGUUUCAAAUCCACAACCUCGACAACUUCAUUUAUUUCGCAAGCUAUCAACUAGUAGUUCGACCAUGCCAGGAAGCAACAAGACCCCACGCAUCCGCAUCAGGCUGAGCAGCAGCGCAAAAAAGGUGACUCCGUCCGUUCUGACUGACAUUACUAACCUUCCAUUACCUCUAGCUAGAAACACGUCAAUCGUCGCGACCGAAAACGAACAGCUCAGAAGGCAAGUCGCUUCGCUUGAAAAGGAAAACGAAGAACUCAGAGUCGCCCUCUAUAGCCAGAAUAAACGGAGUCUCGACACCGCUUCGAACGGUGAGCCAUCAAAGAAAGCUCGAACGACCUCGCAUCGCCGCAAACUAUUCAAGAAAUGGGCCAAAAGCGUGCUUCGUGAAAGCGCCAAAGUCAAGCUUACCACGUACGAUUCUCGAAAGACGUUUACGGUCGUCGUCAAGGAACCGACUCCGUGGAGCAAGGAGGACUUUGAUGCUAUCUUUGAAGACAAAGGCCAGUGUACCCCAGAAAACAAGCCCACGCAGUUGACCACAAUUCGUUUCGAGUCAUUCGAACGUGUCCAGGAGCUCUUUGGUGGAGAGGGUGUCGAGAUUGAGAGAACCGGCUACGAAGCUCGUGCGAUGAAAAAACCGCUUUUUGAUUCUUGGUACAAGGCUGGUCGUUGGGACGCUAUGUUGCAAGGCAUGGAAAUCCACUACAACAGCAUCAUGGGUAGCUUGCAGUUGCAGUUUGUUUUGGUCACUGGAAAUUCUUACCAUGAGUAGACGACAAAUUAGAACCAGGAAAAGAGGAGCCCGAUCGCGCACGAUGGGAGACGGAAGAUUCCAUGCAAUGACACUUUUCGUCUCUGCGUCAACAACCGGAUCUUUUUACAUGUUUGCAUAGACUGAUGUUCUUGGCAGAAGGAGCAACCAGUAUCACAAGUUCAACAAAGCUUUGUCAUCCAUCCAAUGGGUCCAUAGUUCUGCUGCGUUCCCACUGAUUGGCCGUUCUCGAGCAGGAAAGAGCGCUCCGGCGAAGGCGGCUGCUCAUCAUGUGGUGGAUCCUGAAGGGUCGCACAUCGGGCAAAGCUGGGAGCUUGUCUUAUUAAUAUUAUUGUUAUUGUUUUUUGUCUUAG